Protopolystoma xenopodis is the source of this 354-nucleotide messenger RNA. The record is from the annotation of a GenBank genome assembly. Lineage: Eukaryota; Metazoa; Platyhelminthes; Monogenea; Polystomatidea; Polystomatidae.
AGCCAUUCGCAUGCCCUCGAGACCCAAAUAGAGUCUGAGGUGGCGGAACAGAGCGAGCUGCGCCAACGACUUUCUCGUCUUCAGUCUGAACUUAAUCAGGCUGUUGGAGAUCGCCAACGCAAUCUAGUAGCGCUAGAGCACCUAGAGCAAUUGCUAGGUGAUUUUUCUGGAACCCAAGAUAACUUAAAGACUUGCUCUGACACAUUAGAAUCAGCCGGGGGAAUGCUGACAGUUCAACUACAAACAAGUGAUGCUGAGCCUUUGCCGAUUGCAGCAGACGUGGUAAACACAAAUUGCUCUGCUUCACAAAACCAAGACGAUUUGCGGAUGUCUCGGAUGAUGGCGCAGGUAUGA